This is a messenger RNA of Saitoella complicata NRRL Y-17804, 1295 nucleotides long. RefSeq names its product DNA topoisomerase IV, alpha subunit. Gene Ontology annotation, biological process: meiotic DNA double-strand break formation; reciprocal meiotic recombination; meiotic DNA double-strand break processing. NCBI's taxonomy places the organism in Eukaryota, Fungi, Ascomycota, Saitoellomycetes, Saitoellales, Saitoellaceae. The transcript is spliced from 3 exons. Gene Ontology annotation, cellular component: nuclear chromosome. The record is from RefSeq and is a predicted model, not a curated record. The coding region runs from base 57 to 1295 and encodes 412 amino acids. Gene Ontology annotation, molecular function: DNA topoisomerase type II (double strand cut, ATP-hydrolyzing) activity; ATP binding; DNA binding.
ACCUUAUUGACCACCUCCUUUUCCCUCCGAACAUCGAUACUCCAACUAUCUUCUCAAUGGAGCUUUCUUCGCUGUUGGUUAACGCUUCAGGCCUGUCUGAAGCUGAAGAUGCUGCCAAAGUCGAGAGGACGACCAGCGUGUGUGCGUCCUUUCCCACGCCUCCGCUGUCAGAAACACCGUCCAAGGACCAGGACGCAGCAUAUAUCCGCCAAGAAGAAGUCAAAGAGCGUUCUAUACGAAGGGCAGAGCUCGUCAAGUCCGUUGAGGCUAUCAUCAAGUCCGUCGUUGACGCUCUUGUAUCAGGAGAGGAUGUCUACAUUGAAUUGGCGCGUCGCAACGCAAAGAACAGUGUUUUCGAAGCAGAAACUGGAACAUUUCAGAGAGCAGCUAAUGGCAGCAUGAAACGCAUCAAGAUGGUUGACGCCAAGGACGACGAGUCUAUCUGGAGAUUCACUACCCUCAUCCACACCCUCGACGCCGUCCACACUGUCCUUCUCACGAACACGAUCACCACAAAACGUGACAUCUACUACACUGCUCCCGCACUCUAUCGCUCCCAGCGCACUGUCGACACCCAAAUCGACGAUAUCGCAUGCACGCUCUCCGUCAAUCGGUCCGACCUGAAUGUCGUUGCAGCCGCUAAGGGAUUGGUGUGUGGGAAUGUAGUGAUCUUGAGGGAUGAUGGGGGGAGGGUGGAGUGUGGAGAGACUGAGGGAGUGCUAGUGCUGGAUGCGGGACAGGUUAGGGGAGUGGACGUUGGUGAAGAAGUUAAAUGGGUGCUGGUGAUAGAGAAGGAGGCCACAUUUCGUGGUCUUGCGACUAGCGGAUUCUGGAAGGACAAUGUCGAUGGUGGGCCAGGUAUCCUAAUCACGGCAAAAGGUUACCCCGACCUCUCAACCCGCGCCCUCCUCCACCUCCUCCACACAACCUCCCCAACUCUCCCCCUCCUAGCCCUCGUCGACCACGACCCCCACGGCUUUGAUAUCCUCCUGACCUACACCUGCGGCUCCACUUCCCUCGCGCACCAAAACAUCCUCCUCUCCGUUCCCUCUCUUCGUCUCCUCGGCGUACGGUCGGGUGAUAUUCCGAGCGAGAAUCUGCUACAGAUGACGAGCAAGGAUAGGAGGAUGUGUGUGGGGAUAUUGGGCAGGAAGGGAGUGAGAAAGGAGGUCAGGGAGGAGGUGAGAAGGAUGUUGUGGAUGGGGAGGAAGGGUGAGAUUCAGGGGGUUGAGAGUGGGAACGAGGGGUUGGGGAGGUGGAUUGGGAGGAGGAUUAGGGAGAGGGACUGGGUGUAG